AGCUUCUUGUAUAAAACAUUCUUGUGCAUUAGCCAUGUGUGGAGCCACGGUAAAGAAAAUAUAGUAGAAAAUUUGACAUGUGUCAAAUUGUCAAUGUCAUAACAUCCUUUAAAUAAAAUAUCCUCUGAUAUGCUUUUUAUCGAAUAAAACUUACAUAAUAUCUUGUACAUACAUACAAUAAAUAAACAGGAAAUAUGCUAAGAUUCGGUAUAAAAUCGGCUAUUCUAGGAUCAGCCGUUUAUUAUACAGUUGAUAAAGGCGUUUGGAAGGAUAGUGCAACAACAAGUGAACUUUACGAAGAACUGGAAAAAGGAGUUUCUCCUUACGUAGGAGAAUUUAAGAAGCAAAUCCCUUAUGAGCUGCCUCCUCUGCCCUCCAAUGACAGAUUGACAUAUUUAUUUAAAUAUUACUGGAAUAGUGGAGUAAAGGCGACAUUCAGAUUUCUUGUUGACCUGCCAACACAUGCUACCAAUGCUGCUUCGAAGUCCUACAAUUAUAUUUCCGCUGCAUUAGAGGCCGCUGAAUCAACCUCUACCACUAGUCAAGAAAAAGCAAAAUGAUUUUUUAUAGUAGUUUACUAACAUGUAACACUUGUUAAAUUAUUAAAGCAAAUUAAAUAUAA
Molecule: messenger RNA, 622 nt
Organism: Melitaea cinxia (Glanville fritillary)
Lineage: Eukaryota; Metazoa; Arthropoda; Insecta; Lepidoptera; Nymphalidae
Gene: QIL1
Product: MICOS complex subunit MIC13 homolog QIL1
Exons: 3
Coding region: 195-560 (121 amino acids)
Biological process (GO): cristae formation
Cellular component (GO): mitochondrial crista junction; MICOS complex
Source: RefSeq, a predicted model, not a curated record